CUCAAAAAUUCCGAUCGAUAAGAAAAAAAAAUAAAAAAAAUGGAAGGAGUGAACGUUUUGACUCACCCAAAAAUCCCCGGCGAGCCAACUCAAACAUCCACCACCCUCCUCGAGAAAGCAACCGCCGCCAUCCAAGGCUUCGGCCCCGUCAACAAAAUCCACCAGCACCUCUGCGCAUUCCAUUUCUACGGGGACGAUAUGACGAGGCAGGUGGAGGCGCACCACUUCUGCGCGCACCAGAACGAAGAGUUCCGGCAGUGCCUGAUCUACGACCGCCCCGACGACGACGGCCGCCUGAUCGGGCUGGAGUACAUAGUCUCGGAGGAGCUUUUCCUGACUCUGCCCGACGACGAGAAGAGGUUCUGGCACUCGCACGAGUUCGAGGUGAAGAGCGGCGUGCUGUUCAUGCCGGGGGUGCCCGCCCCCAUCCAGCGCCAGGAUUUCGACAAGGUUGUUAAAACGUACGGGAAGGUGAUCCAUUUCUGGCAGGUGGAUAGGGGGGAUAGCCUGCCACUUGGCAUACCGCAGGUUAUGAUGGCCCUUACUAGAGAUGGCCAGCUUUAUGACAACCUUGCUCAAGAUGUGGAGAAGCGUUAUAACGUGUCGUUUGCGAAGGAGAGGGAGAAUAGGGCUUACAUGGAGGGGCCGUCACACGGGAUACACCCGAUGGCUAACGGCGGUGGGCAAGGGCUGAAGACGGUGCUCCGGGAGGUGGACUGUAAGCCGGCGGUUGCUUCAACGGCGAGGGUGUUUGUCUGAUUCGGUUUCCUACGCAUGAUAUAUUAUAUUGCUCUUAGUGCAGUAUAUUCCCUGUGUUGUUGUGAUGUAAGUAAUUACGAAAUAGUUAUAUGUUUUCGAUAUAAUUAUAAGUUUGGCUGUGGGAUGUAUAUUCUAUAUAUUUUGGCUGUGUACAUAUGUAGUAUCGAAGUUUGUUUGAAACACCUGCUUAUAUAAAGCCAAGUGAAGCCAAAGUGUUUUGUCGUUUUUUGAAAUUU
Messenger RNA from Erythranthe guttata (spotted monkey flower), 995 nucleotides. Its product is annotated as oil body-associated protein 1A. The record is from RefSeq and is a predicted model, not a curated record. NCBI's taxonomy places the organism in Eukaryota, Viridiplantae, Streptophyta, Magnoliopsida, Lamiales, Phrymaceae.